This is a messenger RNA of Rodentolepis nana, 1878 nucleotides long. The record is from the annotation of a GenBank genome assembly. NCBI's taxonomy places the organism in Eukaryota, Metazoa, Platyhelminthes, Cestoda, Cyclophyllidea, Hymenolepididae.
AUGGAUGGUGAGGGUCGCUAUACUCGUUCGCUGAAGUGCCAAGUCUCCGUCGGUGAGCUUUACAGAUGGAUUUUGGCCAAAUUAUCAGAUAAAGAUAUCAAAAGAGCUCUUCACAAAUAUCGUGAUCUUAUGCCUCGCCAAUCCGAUUGGAACCGUAAACUAACUCAAGCCACUAACGUUCCUGAGUUGGGAUUUCGUUAUCUAUAUCGCUGUGGGCAAAUAGACGAAAGUAAUCAUCGCACGAUGCAAAAGAUGCUCAAAUACAUUGAUCGUCAAGAUGUUUUACCGUACUUCGAUACAAUCUUGUAUAAUUCCAACAACGCCAAUUUUUCUAUCGAAGAUUUGCAAAAACGUAUAUGUUUGCUUCUUGAUCGUGUUGAAAUUUUCCUAAGAGCGUCUACUUCGCUUAUGGAGGACGAGGUUCAUCCUCUACCGCCUUAUGAAAUUCAAUGUCAAUCUCUUGAGGAUCGCAGGUUUACCAGAUCUCUGACUAAACGUAAGUCUUGCGAUCCUCUACAAUGCAUGACAUUUGCAAAGCGUACCAGAAAGCAAUGCGCCUCUCACGAUGACAGUCCAUCAUCUUCAUCACAUCAAGAUGAUCAAGAUGCAAGCGCUUCCCUCCGUGGUCAGGCCUACUCAGCUAUCAAAGCCUGUACUCUCUCCGGUCCAGCUAUUCAGACUAUUCUUAAUGCGUCUCUAUACAACACGAUUUCAGUGAUCAUAUCAAACUCUACUAGCCCUAAUGCACCUCAGCCUCGAUUAUCCUACUCGGCCAUCUCCAAUGUCCUCAGCAAUCCUACCUUUAGCGCACUUUACAAUUCCGGUCUUCUCUCCCACCCCCGUAUGCCCAAUUGGCUCUCAAUGAUCCGUUUUCACUUUGCAACUGUACGCCCGAAUCGAACUGCUGAAAUAUCGCCUUUUCCACCUAUCCCUGUGCAUCAUCAGAAUUCGUCUACCGAGCAAAGAGUUGACACAUUUCAACGGCAACUCAUGACGUACGGGGGAGUCGGCGUUACAGCCUCUGAUAAUGACUCUCUUAUCCAUUACUACUGUCGCGUUCGAAUGCGCAUCAAACUCGAUUUAGGAAACUCAAGAGAAACGCUCCAAACUUUUGUAGCCUCGGAUCGACACGAUCCGUUCUCUCGACAGAUGGACGUCUACCUGCAGGCUGUCAAUCUCCUUCGUAAUAGAGGCGGAUCGGAAUACUGUUGCACCUUCAGAUUUAAUCGAUUGGACCAUUUGGAGGCAUUUUGGAGUGACUACACUUCUGGUGCUCUUAGAAAGUUUCUAAUGGCGCACUUGUUGGCCUCAGACAAAACUAGUUUGGUGGGACAUGGAUCCUGGCUGGAGAGUGGGGAUAUAAGCACCUCAACGGAGACGUCAUCCGAUGCACCAGGACCUAGUCGCAGACACUCUACCUCUCGUCGCAAUCGGAACACCAGCUCUGGACAUCCAUCACGCAGUCCCUCACCCUUAAAUGAACUCCAAAGAGUCAUGCUCUCUUUGCGUCGACAAAUCUUUCAGUCGAACAUGUCAGAAAUAAAUCAGACUCAAGCGCAUCCUCCAGUGGCAAAUAAUCCUACUUUAGCUAAUGUCAUCGGAUUUGGGCAUGCCCAUGGCAGACGGCAAAUUCUGCAAGGAGAUCAAAACGCACAACAACCCCCUGCUCUCGCUUCCGACUUCGAUAUCCACCUCUUUGUGUCAAGAUUGGAGUAUGAGAAUGGACGAAUGCUGCUGAUGCGAAAUGAACGGGCGAUUCCGAGUCUUCCACGUCUUUUAGCUGCUUCGCAAAUCGUUUCCUUACCAUCUGGCAGCAUUGCUUCCUCCCAAAACCUUCCUUCCACUUUGGGAAUCGCUCUUGAACCAGUUUUUCACUGA